GUGGAGAAGAGGGAAGAAGCUGCGCUCUGCUUGUUGGCCCAGUUUCUGAAGCUUCACAGGGUGUAAAAAGCUUCAUAGGGCAGGUUUAUGGUCAAGUUCAGUCAGACUUUAACCAAAAAAAGAAAAAAAGUAAGCAGAGAGGGAAAGAUGAGUAACAGCAGAAAAGGGGGCUGAGCUUUUUCGUCAGUGAAGUUCAGGAAAUGCGAGAAAGUGCAACGCUUGCAGAAAAAGAUGAAGAAUAGUGGAUGAUACAAAAAAAAAAAAAAAAUCUACCCGGUUAACCUUCGAACUUUCUUUCUUUCUGCUCACAAGAAGUCACAAGACGAGCUGUCGAAUAAUUUCACGGAUGCCACUUCUAACGAGAGCGCUUUACAUUCUGCAUUAAAGGGUUUUGGGAAGAGUCCAGGAACACAAACUCAUCAUGUCCGUCUACUUUAAUCCGGGACCAGAUUCGGAAGUAAAUGGAAACAUCACAAAGAUGGAAGAUGCAAAAGUGGAAAUUGAUGAUGGAAAGGAGGAGAGCCCGCUACCAGACACUAUGUACCACAACAUUCGGAAAAAAGUCGCUCCAUUUGUUAUGUCCUUUGGCUUUCGUGUAUUUGGGAUGGUGCUGAUAAUUGUAGACUUUGUGCUGGUGAUUGUGGACUUCUCACUGCCAAACAAGAACAGAGAGGUCGGAGACGCUUUAGAAGCAGUGUCUCUCACCAUCUCCUUCUUCUUUCUGGCUGAUGUUCUCCUACGGGUUUAUGUGGAAAGCUUUAAAGUGUACUUCAGCUCCAAGCUGAACAUUGUAGAUGCCUGUGUUGUCGUAAUCACGCUGAUCGUCACAAUGAUCUACACCUUCAGUGACCUGUCAGGGGCCAGCCUGAUUCCCAGGGCCGUGACAUUUCUGCGCUUCUUGCGAAUAAUCAUCUUUGUGAGGAUUUUCAGGCUGGCAUCUCAGAAAAAAGAGCUGGAGAAGGUCACUAGGAGGAUGAUAUCUGAGAACAAGAGGCGUUAUCAGAGGGAUGGAUUCGAUCUUGAUCUAACUUAUGUAACAG
This is a messenger RNA of Cyprinodon tularosa, 1040 nucleotides long. Its product is annotated as phosphatidylinositol 3,4,5-trisphosphate 3-phosphatase TPTE2-like. The transcript has 8 exons. Gene Ontology annotation, molecular function: voltage-gated proton channel activity. Gene Ontology annotation, biological process: proton transmembrane transport. The record is from RefSeq and is a predicted model, not a curated record. The annotation marks the transcript as partial. Gene Ontology annotation, cellular component: plasma membrane. NCBI's taxonomy places the organism in Eukaryota, Metazoa, Chordata, Actinopteri, Cyprinodontiformes, Cyprinodontidae.